AGGGGCCUACGCUUCUCAUCACUCUCUCCACCACCUAAUCCUCUCUCUCUUUCUCUUUCUUUCUUCUUCUUCAUUUCUUCAAACUCUCUCUUUCAGAUUUCAAGAAACCCUUAAAAUCCUCUCUCUGUCUCUUUCUGUUUGUUUGUUUUCUUGUUUCCCUCUCUCUCUCUCUCUAUCUUUCUUUGUCUCCUUUCCCAGGUUUUUCUUUCUUUCUUGCUUUCUCUGCGUUCUUGACUCUCAAAAGACUCUCUCUCUCUUUUGGGUUGAUUUUGGACUCUAGGGCUCUUUCUUUUUGUUGCUGUUGCUAUUGUUGUCUGUGAUGAUUACUGAACUUGAGAUGGGGAAAGGUGAGAGUGAGCUUGAGCUUGGUCUUGGCCUUAGUCUUGGCGGUGGAACGCCUGCCAAGAUUGGUGGUGGUGGCGCGUGGGGAGAGCGUGGGAGGCUUUUGACGGCUAAGGACUUCCCUUCUGUUGGCUCUAAACGUGCUGCUGACUCUGCUUCUCACGCUGGUGCAUCUCCUCCUCGUUCAAGCAGUCAAGUUGUGGGAUGGCCUCCUAUUGGGUCACAUAGGAUGAACAGUUUGGUUAAUAACCAAGCUACAAAGUCGGCAAGAGAAGAAGAAGACGCUGGUAAGAAGAAAGUGAAUGAUGAUCAGCCUAAAGAUGCGACAAAGAAAGUGAAUGGGAAAGUGCAAGUUGGGUUUAUUAAGGUGAACAUGGAUGGAGUUGCUAUAGGAAGAAAAGUGGAUUUGAAUGCCCAUUCAUCUUACGAGAAUUUGGCGCAAACACUGGAAGAUAUGUUCUUUCGAACUAAUCCGGGUACUAUCGGGUUAACGGGUCAGUUCACUAAACCGUUGAGGCUUUUGGAUGGAUCGUCUGAGUUUGUACUUACUUAUGAAGACAAGGAAGGUGAUUGGAUGCUUGUUGGCGAUGUUCCGUGGAGAAUGUUUACCACCUCGGUGAAAAGGCUUAGGGUGAUGAAAACCUCUGAAGCUAAUGGACUCGCUGCAAGACAUCAAGAUCCAAAUGAGAGACAACGAAACCAGCCGAUGUAGAUCUCAUUUCGACAAUAUGCUGUUACAGGUUUUAUAUUUUGGGUUGUUUUUUUUUGGUUGCAAUUAUGAGAUACUUAUGAAUCAAAGCAUAAGGAAAGAAGCAGAAGCUAGGUUGAUCUUAUAUCCAGUUUGUGUUUUCUCUUGGUUCCUCUAAUGGUUUUUUUUUAUAUAUUUUUCCUGGUUGGCUUUAGGGUUUCUUUUUUUUGGUCUGUCUUUUUAAAUUUCGGUUGAGAUUUCAUCAUAUACUAUGGAUCGAAGAGAAUGCUCUUUAUUUCUUUUACUACACUGUAAAUAUUUGAAGCGCUUAUCUGAUAGUAUGUCUUUAAGGGUUUUUUCUUUUUGCUUA
Messenger RNA from Capsella rubella, 1400 nucleotides. RefSeq names its product auxin-responsive protein IAA13. Gene Ontology annotation, molecular function: protein binding. Gene Ontology annotation, cellular component: nucleus. The record is from RefSeq and is a predicted model, not a curated record. The transcript is spliced from 4 exons. The coding region runs from base 320 to 1054 and encodes 244 amino acids. Lineage: Eukaryota; Viridiplantae; Streptophyta; Magnoliopsida; Brassicales; Brassicaceae. Gene Ontology annotation, biological process: regulation of DNA-templated transcription.